CGCGGGAGCGCGCCCGGCGCGUGCGCGCAUGACAACAGUUGGGAGCGCGCGGGCGGCGUGAAGUGAGGCUAGGUGAGGCGAGGUUAGGUGGCUCCGGACCCACGGAGCGACAAACUCAGCGGCCCCUACGGCCGUCGGCGGCCCGGCGGCCUGAUAUGUUGUCUGGGAAGAAGGCGGCAGCCGCGGCGGCGGCGGCGGCUGCUGCGGCGGCGGCCGUGACGGAGGCCGGCCCCGGGGCGGCGGGCGGCGCUGAGAACGGCUCCGAGGUGGCGGCGCCGGCCGCGGGCCUGUCGGGCCCUGCGGAUGUCGGAUCGGGGGCGGCCGGGGAGCGCACGCCCCGAAAGAAGGAGCCUCCGCGGGCCUCGCCCCCCGGGGGCCUGGCCGAGCCUCCGGGGUCUGCCGGGCCUCAGGCCGGGCCUACGGUCGUGCCUGGGUCUGCGACCCCCAUGGAAACGGGAAUAGCAGAGACUCCGGAGGGACGGCGGACCAGCCGGCGCAAGCGAGCCAAGGUAGAGUACAGAGAGAUGGAUGAAAGCUUGGCCAACCUCUCAGAAGAUGAGUAUUAUUCAGAAGAAGAGAGAAAUGCUAAAGCAGAGAAGGAAAAGAAGCUUCCACCACCACCCCCUCAAGCCCCACCUGAGGAAGAAAAUGAAAGUGAGCCUGAAGAACCAUCUGGGCAAGCAGGAGGACUUCAAGACGACAGUUCUGGAGGGUAUGGAGACGGCCAAGCAUCAGGUGUGGAGGGUGCAGCUUUUCAGAGCAGACUUCCUCAUGACCGGAUGACCUCUCAAGAAGCAGCUUGUUUCCCAGAUAUUAUCAGUGGACCACAGCAAACUCAGAAGGUUUUUCUGUUCAUUAGAAACCGCACAUUGCAGUUGUGGUUGGAUAAUCCGAAGAUUCAGCUGACAUUUGAAGCUACACUACAGCAGUUAGAGGCGCCUUAUAACAGUGACACUGUGCUUGUCCACCGAGUUCAUAGUUAUUUAGAGCGUCAUGGUCUUAUCAACUUCGGCAUCUAUAAGAGGAUAAAACCCCUACCAACUAAAAAGACAGGAAAGGUAAUUAUCAUAGGCUCUGGAGUCUCAGGCUUGGCAGCAGCUCGACAAUUACAAAGUUUUGGAAUGGAUGUCACACUUCUGGAAGCCAGGGAUCGAGUGGGUGGACGAGUUGCUACAUUUCGAAAAGGAAACUAUGUAGCUGAUCUUGGAGCCAUGGUGGUAACUGGUCUUGGAGGGAAUCCCAUGGCUGUGGUCAGCAAGCAAGUAAAUAUGGAACUGGCCAAGAUCAAGCAAAAAUGCCCACUUUAUGAAGCCAACGGACAAGCUGAAGUGCUCCAAAGCCUGGAAGAAGUGAUAGUCAGUUGGUGCAAGGUUCCUAAAGAGAAAGAUGAAAUGGUAGAGCAAGAGUUUAACCGGUUGCUAGAAGCCACAUCUUACCUUAGUCAUCAACUAGACUUCAAUGUCCUCAAUAAUAAGCCCGUGUCCCUUGGCCAGGCAUUGGAAGUUGUCAUUCAGUUACAAGAAAAGCACGUCAAAGAUGAGCAGAUUGAACACUGGAAGAAGAUAGUGAAAACUCAGGAAGAAUUGAAAGAACUUCUUAAUAAGAUGGUAAAUUUGAAAGAGAAAAUUAAAGAACUCCAUCAGCAGUACAAAGAAGCAUCUGAAGUAAAGCCGCCUCGAGAUAUUACUGCUGAGUUCUUAGUGAAAAGCAAACACAGGGAUCUGACUGCCCUUUGCAAGGAAUAUGAUGAAUUAGCUGAAACACAAGGAAAGCUAGAAGAAAAACUUCAAGAAUUGGAAGCCAAUCCCCCAAGUGACGUAUAUCUCUCAUCAAGAGACAGACAAAUACUUGAUUGGCAUUUUGCAAAUCUUGAAUUUGCUAAUGCCACACCUCUCUCUACUCUCUCCCUUAAACACUGGGAUCAGGAUGAUGACUUUGAGUUUACUGGCAGCCACCUGACAGUAAGGAAUGGCUACUCAUGUGUGCCUGUGGCUUUAGCAGAAGGCCUAGACAUUAAGCUAAAUACAGCAGUGCGGCAAGUGCGCUACACGGCUUCAGGGUGUGAAGUUAUAGCUGUGAAUACCCGCUCCACAAGCCAAACCUUUAUUUAUAAAUGCGAUGCAGUUCUUUGUACCCUUCCCCUGGGAGUGUUGAAGCAGCAGCCACCAGCUGUUCAAUUUGUGCCCCCUCUUCCCGAGUGGAAAACAUCUGCAGUCCAAAGGAUGGGAUUUGGCAACCUUAACAAGGUGGUGUUAUGUUUUGACCGAGUGUUCUGGGAUCCAAGUGUCAAUUUAUUUGGGCAUGUUGGCAGUACAACUGCUAGCAGGGGUGAGCUUUUCCUCUUCUGGAACCUCUAUAAAGCUCCAAUAUUAUUGGCACUAGUGGCAGGAGAAGCUGCUGGGAUCAUGGAAAACAUAAGCGAUGAUGUGAUUGUUGGCCGAUGCCUCGCCAUUCUCAAAGGCAUUUUCGGUAGCAGUGCAGUGCCCCAGCCCAAGGAAACUGUGGUGUCUCGUUGGCGUGCUGAUCCCUGGGCCCGUGGCUCCUACUCAUAUGUAGCUGCAGGAUCAUCUGGAAAUGACUAUGAUUUAAUGGCUCAGCCGAUUACUCCUGGCCCCUCAAUUCCAGGUGCCCCACAGCCAAUUCCACGACUCUUCUUUGCGGGAGAACAUACAAUCCGUAACUACCCAGCCACAGUUCAUGGUGCUCUGCUGAGUGGGCUGCGAGAAGCAGGAAGGAUUGCAGACCAGUUCUUGGGGGCCAUGUAUACCCUGCCUCGCCAGGCCACACCAGGUGUCCCUGCACAGCAGUCCCCAAGCAUGUGAGACAGGUGCACUCUGAGGGAAGAGGCCCAUGUCUGUCUCCUGGUGGCUGUCCACUUGCCUUCACCUGUGGCCCUUUCGUCCAUCUUCAGAGCACAUUGCCCUUCAUCUAAUCUUCUGUUGUUCUAAGGAUAUUUGUGAUCACAUUAAGGCCCACCUGGAUAAUCUAUAAUAAUCUCCCUCAUCUCAAAAUCCUUUUUGCUAUGUAAGGUAAAAAGUCUCUUUAUAAGAAGAGCUCCUAACAGAUAAUCUGUUACUACAAAUGCAUGUAAUGCUGCCUCUUAAGUGAGGUUUUAUUUUUUAUUUUUUGAGAGAGUCUCAAGCUGUCACCCUGGGUAGAGUGCCGUGGCGUCAUAGCUCACAGCAACCUCAAACUCUCGGGCUUAAGUGAUUCUCUUGCCUCAGCCUCCCAAGUGGCUUGUGGCUUGGGACUACAAACACCCGCCACAACACCCAGCUAUUUUAUGGUUGUAGUUGUCGUUGUUUGGCAGGCCCAGGCUGCGUUUGAACCUGCCAGCUCCGGUGUAUGUGGCUGGCGUCCUAGCUGCUGGAGCUACAGGCACCGAGCCGAUGUUUUAUUCUUCAAUAGGAUUUUUUUUUUUUUUUGUAGAGACAGAGUCUCACUUUAUGGCCCUCGGUAGAGUGCCAUGGCAUCACACAGCUCACAGCAACCUCCAACUCCUGGGCUUAAGCGAUUCUCUUGCCUCAGCCUCCCGAGCAGCUGGGACUACAGGCACCCGCCACAACGCCGGGCUAUUUUUUGGUUGCAGUUCAGCUGGGGCCGGGUUUGAACCCGCCACCCUCGGUAUAUGGGGCCGGCGCCCUACCGACUGAGCCACAGGUGCCGCCCUUCAGUAGGAUUUUAAGGGACAUUAUAUUGGUGGUCUGACUGGACGAUGAAAAUAGGGAUUUCCUCCCCGCCUCCAGUUGUGGAAUGGGUGACAAUGGGAAAAAAAUCUCAUACCAAAACCAGGGCAAGUGGUGUGACUAAUGAAAAGGUGAGAAUAGCGUGUAAGGGGAAGUGUAGAUUUUGGUGUACCAUCUGCAUUUGAAUCCCAGCUGUGCUGUUAACACUGUUACCUCAUGGGGAUGAGGUUCUGUGUCUAAUCCAGUGGUAGGUGCUUUUAAGAGUUUUUGUUUUUAAAUAGAUGGCAUGAGCAGCCUGAUUUUUUUUUUUUUUUGGUGACAACAGACAAACCUAAAAAAAUGUAGCAAAGAAAUAGCCUUUGAUUCUAACUCUAAUUAUGCUGGUCUUUUUCUAAGCCUCAGCCAGCAUUUCCAGUCCUUACAGCAUGGAUAAUUGGUUAAGUAGUGUGUGUGUGUGUGUGUGUGUGUUACAGCAUGGAUAAUUGGUUAAGUAGUGUGUGUGUGUGUUGAGAUGGAGUCUUGCUCUCUUGCCCUGGCUAGAGUGUAGUGGUGUCAUCAUAGCUCAGUGCAACCUCAUGGUCCUGGGCUCAAGGGAUCUUUUCCUCAGCCUCCUCAGUAGCCGGGACCAUAGGCAGGUGCUACGCCAUGCCUGGACAAUUUUUCUAUUUUUUGUAGAGAUAGAUAGGGUCUUGCUUUUGCUCAGGUUUGUCUCAGACUCCUGGCCCACUUCAGCCUCCCAAAAUGCUAGGAUUACAGGUAUGAGCCCUGGCUAGAUAUUUUAAACAAAAUACAGUGAAAUUUAUUAGCUGCACUGAUGACUAAGUAGAAAGAUCAACAAAACUGGCGUGACUGACUCACACUCACACAGCAUAUGGAAACUAGGGAGCUUUAUUGGUUACAUAAUGUGCUGCAGAGCCAACAGAGAGCAUUAGAGCCAGAGGAUACAUGCAGACAGGCAGCUUCAACUAUACACAUGCACCCAAGGAGCCCUGAGCUACUGCUCAUGGCUAUGCCCUGGUUUCCAGUGACAGGUUCUGGCCUCCUUGGUCCCAUGCUUGGAGCAGGAAUGUAGAAGCUGCUGCACCUAGGCGCCAAGGAGCAGGGUGACCGACCAACAGACUGAUGCCCCCAGCAUAGGGGCCUAUAAUGCAAUUAACAGGUUAUUUGAGGGCAACCUUCCUAGCCCUCGCAAUCUUUAAAAUACAAAAAAUAGACUUUAUUCUCUUAAAAAUACAUUCCAUUCAGUAUAUGUUCUGAGCUGUGAAGCAGCAGGAAAAUAGGGCCACUUUCCUAUGAUAUUGGUUGUGAGGCUUUUGAGGAAAACCCUGUUCCCCACUUGGGGUAUUCAAAACAUAAACCCUAAAAGCAGCUCUUCCAAAGCAGUCUUACCAGAG
Messenger RNA from Nycticebus coucang (slow loris), 5080 nucleotides. It is a transcript of the gene KDM1A, whose product is annotated as lysine demethylase 1A. The record is from RefSeq and is a predicted model, not a curated record. Gene Ontology annotation, molecular function: flavin adenine dinucleotide binding; protein binding; oxidoreductase activity. Lineage: Eukaryota; Metazoa; Chordata; Mammalia; Primates; Lorisidae. Gene Ontology annotation, cellular component: nucleus. Gene Ontology annotation, biological process: regulation of DNA-templated transcription. The coding region runs from base 156 to 2822 and encodes 888 amino acids. The transcript has 22 exons.